Messenger RNA from Talaromyces stipitatus ATCC 10500, 537 nucleotides. RefSeq lists its product as uncharacterized. The coding region runs from base 1 to 537 and encodes 178 amino acids. The record is from RefSeq and is a predicted model, not a curated record. The transcript has 2 exons. Lineage: Eukaryota; Fungi; Ascomycota; Eurotiomycetes; Eurotiales; Trichocomaceae.
AUGGAUGAGGGCGAUGGAAGGGAUUCGGAUGACAUAGACGAAGACUCCACGGUCGACGACUGCAGAGGUGGUGGACUGCGCCUGCGCUUCCCGUCCGCUGAUGGAGAAGAUGAGCGAGGAAGAGGAGAGCGCGAGCGAAUACGAGUCAAGAUUCUGGUUGAGGUUGCUUCGAUAUUGUCAAGAGACAGAAAGCGUCUGUGUUGGGGUUUGUUGGAUGGGGGAGAAGAGGGAUCCGAAGAGACGCUGCUUGACGGAGAAAGAGCGUCUGGCUCCGUUGCUGUUUGUGCGUCGAAUUCGAUAGGACGGGUGUCUGGCAUCUCCAUCCAACAAUUCAAUCGUAGUAAAGCGGAUUCAACUUGGGAGUUGUUUCAAAAUGAGCAAGCCGUAAUUCAAGAUGAAUAUAUUGUCACUCGCAAGGGCAGGGGACAUGCUCGUAUUUAUGAUUAUUAUUUUCGUACUGCGUCUGCUGAACCACGGCAUACUGAACCGAAUACCCGGCAACAGAGAAAUGUCGCCGAACAAUCAGAACAGAGUUAA